Molecule: messenger RNA, 1383 nt
Organism: Aspergillus saccharolyticus JOP 1030-1
Lineage: Eukaryota; Fungi; Ascomycota; Eurotiomycetes; Eurotiales; Aspergillaceae
Product: epoxide hydrolase family protein
Exons: 7
Coding region: 97-1284 (395 amino acids)
Biological process (GO): epoxide metabolic process
Molecular function (GO): epoxide hydrolase activity
Source: RefSeq, a predicted model, not a curated record
UUGCGCGACCCCGCAGUUCAUACAUCAUGCGGUCUGCACAACAUCAACAUCAACAUCAACUUUGACAUUAAACAACAUUUAUCACCGCUGAGAACAAUGGCCAACCCAUUUGGCGACGUUCCCUCGGGAGCCAAGAUCCCUCCCAAGCCUUUUCAGCUCAACAUCCCCCGUGAGAAACUCGAAGAGCUCAGCGUUCUCGUUUCAAUCUCCAAGGUAUCCCCGCCUACCUACGAGAACUCCCAAGAAGAUCGUAAGUAUGGAAUCACGCGAGACUGGCUCCUCCACGCGAGACAGGAUUGGAAGGACUUCGACUGGCGACCAACAGAGAAUCGUAUCAACAGCUUCCCGCAAUUCACCUACGAGAUAGAGGGCAUGACCAUCCAUUUUGUCGGACUCUUCUCUAAGAAAGCCGACGCGGUGCCCAUCGUCCUCCUUCACGGCUGGCCGGGAAGCUUCCUUGAAUUUCUACCCUUGUUGUCCCUCCUGAGGGACAAGUAUUCUCCGGAGGAGCUACCGUUCCAUGUCGUGGUACCCUCCCUUCCGGGCUUCACACUGUCCUCUGGCCCGCCACUCGAUAAAAACUUCACUGGGGGCGAUACGGCCAGGGUCGUCGAUCAGGUGAUGGUCAAUCUUGGGUUUGAGGGUGGGUAUGUGGCACAAGGGGGUGAUAUCGGGUCGAAGAUUGGUCGGAUUCUGGCGGUGGAUCAUGAUGCUUGUAAAGCGGUUCAUUUGAACGCCUGCUACAUGAACAAGCCCGACAACGUGGAGGAUUCGGCCAUUUCCGAACUUGAGAAACAGAACCUGGCUCGCGGAGAAUGGUUUUUCACCUACGGUCACGCCUACGCAAUCGAGCAUGGAACUCGGACCAGCACCAUCGGACAUGUUCUUUCGGCAAACCCGGUUGCCUUGCUUUCUUGGAUCGGAGAAAAGUUCCUCGACUGGCCCGACGAACCCCUGCCUGUGCACGAUAUCCUCGAAUCGGUGUCCUUGUACUGGCUCACAGAUACAUUCCCUCGGUGUAUUUACCACUACCGCGAGCAAGUCCCCUUGCCGAAGGUCCAACACGCUCAGGACCCGAGGUGGUACAUCAAGAAGCCCUUCGGAUUCUCGUACUUUCCAAAGGAGCUUGUGCCGAUACCGCGGGCCUGGGUUGAAACCACCGGGAACUUGGUUUUCUGGAACUCUCAUGAGAAGGGAGGACACUUCGCCGCCUUUGAACAACCAGCUGAACUCUUAGAAGACUUGGGCGCGUUUGUGGAGAAGGUGCGGGCUGAUAUCAAGUAAUCCUACAUCCUGUGCUGGGGGAUAGCAUAAGUGUUGCUCGAGCCUGUUCUAGGGCGCCAAUGCAUGACGCUGGAGUAUUGACAACUUGUACUCCGUGCA